Molecule: messenger RNA, 2418 nt
Organism: Pogona vitticeps (central bearded dragon)
Lineage: Eukaryota; Metazoa; Chordata; Lepidosauria; Squamata; Agamidae
Gene: BOD1
Product: biorientation of chromosomes in cell division 1
Source: RefSeq, a predicted model, not a curated record
AAUUGCUUUCCCAGAAUGCAGUGAGAAGGAGUGACGCAAAUGCCUUGCGACGGCGCUUCUUCUAGGAGCUCUUGCUCUCGCCAGCGGCCGGGGAAGCGGUUGCCGAAGAGAUCCUUCGGAGGGGGAUGGCGGAGCCCGGCAGCGCAUCCUCGGGCAUGGGCGGCACCGGAGGGAGCUCCACGGGCUCCGCCGUGACCGACCCGGCCUCGCUGCCCCCCGGCGACGCGCAGCUCAUCGCCCUGAUCGUGGGGCAGCUCAAGAGCCGCGGCCUCUUCGACGCUUUCCGCAGGGACUGCCUGGCCGACGUGGACACGAAGCCAGCCUACCAGAAUUUGAGACAGAAAGUGGACAACUUUGUGUCUACCCAUCUGGAUAAGCAAGAUUGGAACCCGGCAAUGAACAAAAACCAGCUGCGGAAUGGCCUCAGGCAGAGUGUGAUUCAGUCGGGGAUGCUGGAAGCUGGAGUGGACAGAAUUAUUUCUCAAGUGGUUGAUCCAAAACUAAACCACAUCUUCAGGCCACAGAUAGAAAAAGCAAUUCAUGAUUUCCUGGCUGCGCACAAGAAAGAGGAAUCUGUGCCAGCUCCUCCCCCAGAACCAGAGAGUCAAGAUCCUCCUGCUCCAUCGCAAGAUGCCUCGUAAGUGCAUUUGUGAUUUUCGAGUGGCUACAGUUGCAAAACCCAGGCUGAAUCUGAUUGGCACUGGGCUACAGAUCUGAAGGAGUGCAGUUUGUCAGCUAAUACCAACCAGCCAUGAUUUGAGGGUGAAGUGCUGACAAAAGGCACAAGUGUGGUGUAAAGGAACAGGCUAAAUAUGAAAACAUGUUAUUAUGGGCAGAAGUAGCAUCUGUUUUUCUAAUUGUGUAUGUGCAGGAUGGGUUGCCUCUUUGCAGGGAGCCACUUGGGAAAAGAACUUCUCAUGUGAUAUUAGUAAAAUUGAUGGUGUAUGGGGGUGUAGCCAGAGGGGAAAAAGGCAUUCUGGGUAUGCUUAAUUUCCUGGGAAGCCAUUGUAUGCAAGAGAGCCUUGUAGACAGGUCUAGACUGGGGUGCAUCGGCGUAUAAACAAGCAUGAAAUUGACAACAGCAAAGGAUCACUGACUACUAAAUGCAUACUUGAAUUCAGUAAUAAUUCACUCAACAGUGCCUGUACACAUCUGAUAAUAGCUGCAAAACCUAUUCAUCAUUAAUUAUCUGGAUAUAUCUAAAAUCAAGGUUCCAAAAGUGGUGUCUUGACAAAUCUUGCAGCUUGGCUUGCUUCUCUGGCUGAUCAGGGAAGCAGAUUGGAGCGCUAAGAAGAUUCUUUUGGUUUUGAAAUUCUUCAUGCGCCCAUUAGAAAGAUACAUUAGAGUCAGAGAAGUUCGCAAGGAGGCAUUUGCAUUUUAAGAGUUUGACUAGCAAUUCGCCAGAUGUUUUUGUAUAACAAAAAUAAUAGAAAAUAUUAGUUGUCUGAGAAAGUGUCUUGUGAACUACGUGACACUUACAUUUCAAACAAAAAGUGCAUACAUUUGGGAUAUUUAAUGAAAUGCACUGCCCAUUUUACAUUUCUUAGGAGUUUGUCAGAUUGAACAGCUUCAGAAAUUGACUUCAUGAUACCUUAAUUGUUAAUCCAGUCAAAAUCAUGUUGAGAAAAUUACACCUGUGUAAGAGUGAUUAUGUCAUUGACAGGGAAAGGUUGGUGGUAAAUAAAGAGUUCCUGCUUCGAUCCUGGGUCCCAUCCCACAAUUUCCCUACACUCAGUCUUGUCAUGGAUGAGCCCUGAAAUCAAAGCAGAAACUCUUUAAUUACUGGCAUUCUCCUCCUUCCAAUGGUAUCAUCGUCUUACUCAGGGAUAAUUUACUCAACAGGAUUUUGUCUCUUUAAAGCUGGCCUUUUGCCUUAGUUACAAGAAGAUCCUCUCAGCAUUAACCUGUGUAGAAUACAGAAUCUGAGCAGCUUCAACAGAAUUUGCAAAGGAGACCAUGUCUGCUCUUUCCAGUGAAAAAAGAAGUUGUUAGGUAUGCAUUCGGAUGUCAUAUCAUAGAGUGAGUUGCUGGUACAUGAAAGAGCUUAGAAUAGCCUUCUAGGUUCUUACCUCCCUAGCUUGCUGCAAGCCAUGAUGCAUCUUUGCAUCAAGACUGGCAAAUUGUGACUCGAUACUUGUCAACCAGCAAUUCAGCACAGCUGCAAGUGUGUAUGUUUUUUUUCCAAAUUGUUUCCUAAGCAUGUUAGCUGGAGAUGCCUUUGGGUAUGCAUUGUUGGUUAAUGUAUUGUUGAAUAAGACACAUUGGGUUGAAACAUGUUUAAUGUGUUACAGCAGAAUUUGGAUAAAUUCAUCAUGCAUAACAUAUUUCAGUUUAUGAAUGUUUAUAUAUGAACCAUUGCUGGAUAUUUUUGUUUAGUUCUCACCUUUCUGGGUUUUAAAAUAUUAAAUAUUUAUAUUU